AUGGCUCGGAUGCAAGAGUUAGUAUCUCUGCAAAAUUCACAUUUUGCUGAUAGUUAUGAAGUGUAUGUUGACUACGGACAAGGCCAACCUGUUAAAAUGAAAAACAAUGAAGCAACCUUUAUCGAUGUUGAAAAGUUUCUCAUUGGACAUGGUGAACAAUGGAAAAUGACGGCUAAUAAAAAAUCCACAUACAAAGAUUACGAUUACAAUUUGUCGUAUUCUGUUCGUCGUCCAAGUUGGUCUCAAUAUGACCAGGAAAAUGUGAAACCUUUGUCUCUAUACAACAGUCAUUCAAUAUUGACACCUCAUCGUUCUCAUCGACGUCUAUCAUCGUCUUCAUUAUCAACUCCAUCAUCUCGAAUUGAUUCGAAAGUGAUUUAUGAUGAACUAUGGUCAUCGACCAAACGAAAUAAUCCUCGUAUAGAUGCGUUCUUGAAUUACAUUCAUGGAGAAUUCGAUAACAGAACAAAACAAGUACCGACUGAACGUAGAUCAAUGCGUAUAAAAAAUAGUCAUCAAGUACCGACGCGUCAUAGUAUUCAAGAACGAAUCUACCCAACUAUCAACGAGACGAAAUUAUGUUUACAUAUUGCUGUCAAUGGCAUGUCGAAAUCUUUGCGAGGUCAAAUACCUCUAUCGAAUUUAGACAUCAAUCGAGGAGAUUUCGGUGACGAUGCUGGAAUGUUCGUAGACAAUCGAUCGUUUUCUUUUGUUGGUUUGGCUGAUGGUGCUGGUGGAAAUCGUUCAUUUGGGAUCAAUCCAGCUGACUUCUCUCAAGCUGUAUUAGAUGCAUGUCGACAUCUUCUACAGAAAACACAUUUUCAUUCCAAACAAUUACCAAAGUUAAUCCUAUCGGCAAUGGAACAAGUCGAGGCACGAAAAGUUCGUGGUAGUAGUACAUUGUGUUUACUCGCUCUGAACAAAGAAGAGCAUACUUUAACAUCUUUAAAUAUUGGCGAUAGUGGUUUUGUCAUCUAUCGAAAUAAUGAAAUCUACGGUCGAUCCAAAUGCACAAUGAAUUCUAAUGGUCGAGGACCGAAACAAUUGUUUUCAUUGAAUGAUUCACUUGGUGUACCUUGCUUUAUUAAUGAAAAUGAAGUUUUAAGUUAUUGUUCGUUGGAUACAAUGAAAGUGCAAAAAGGUGAUACCAUUAUUUUAUCAUCCGAUGGUUUAUGGGACGUCAUGCAAGCUGAUCAAUUACAACAAGUUAUUAAACGUAAUGCACAUAUGCGCUUGCAAAAUUUAGCUGAUGAUCUUCUCAAUCAAGCUGUGCAAGGAUACAUUGCUGACGGUCGAGAUGAUAUUUUGAUUAUUGUAUGCCGAGUCGAUGAGUUAUGA
Molecule: messenger RNA, 1338 nt
Organism: Adineta ricciae
Lineage: Eukaryota; Metazoa; Rotifera; Eurotatoria; Adinetida; Adinetidae
Source: the annotation of a GenBank genome assembly